Molecule: messenger RNA, 1337 nt
Organism: Galdieria sulphuraria
Lineage: Eukaryota; Rhodophyta; Bangiophyceae; Galdieriales; Galdieriaceae
Exons: 2
Coding region: 33-1226 (397 amino acids)
Biological process (GO): magnesium ion transport
Cellular component (GO): membrane
Molecular function (GO): magnesium ion transmembrane transporter activity
Source: RefSeq, a predicted model, not a curated record
CUUUUUGAGAGUUUUUUAGUUACUAGUGCAUAAUGUCAGAAACAGCUUCUUCUUCGCCACCACACCUAACACCGGUAACAAUACCUCUGGGUCAUAGCGUUACUUCUUGGUGGAUUGGUAUUGUUCUUUCCGUUCUAGGUUCAGUUGGUACCAAUUUGGGAGUGAAUCUUCAAAAGCUUGCCAUCAAUCAACGUCUUAUGUUAGCUCCUUCACAAAGAAGAAGACUUUCUCAAACUCCUUUGUGGUUGUUAGGACUUUUUUUGUUUCUCUUUAGCAACGUUACCGGCUUCUUCUCAUACCGUUAUGCUGCUCAAUCUGUGUUGGCUGGACUUAGUUCUCUUCAAUUCUUGAGUCAUGUUUUAUUCGCUCGUUUCAUUCUGAAAGAACAGACAGAUAUGAACGCUUAUUAUGGAACUGCAUUGAUUAUAUCGGGUUGCUUUUUUGUCGUUUUGUUUGGAAAGCACGAAGCCAGAGCUUAUGAUGUAGAAGACUUGAUUCUAUUGUUUGGAAAGUCACCGUUUGUUUGUUACGGCUUUGUUAUUGCUUUUAUUUCGGUGAUUUCAUCAACAACUUAUACACAGAUAAAGCAGAAAGUUGCUAGAAGACAUGGCGUCGCAAAGUUCGAGCCAACUUUGGCUUCUCUUCGUGAAGGACAAUUUCUGGCUAUAUUAUAUGCCCUAUCUUCCGCAGUUUGGGGUACUUUUUCGGUUGUAUUGGCAAAGGGAAGUUCCAUGUUGUUUGCCCAAGUGAUAUCCUCUUUUCCAGGUCCACUAACUUACUAUGAGACUUACUUCAUUCCAUUGGGUUUGACUGCGGCAGCUCUAUUCUGGAUGAAUCGACUGAACCAUGCUUUGAAAUUGUUUGAUGUGUCUUAUGCCUUUCCAAUGAUGCAGAUUUGUUGGAUAUUGUUUAGUUUAUUGGCAGGAGGCAUUUACUAUGAAGAAUUUCUUCAGUGGAAUAAGAGAGAUAUUGGUUUCUUUGGUAUAGGUAUAUGUCUUCUAUUUGGAGGUGUGGUUCUCAUUUGUCCCGCCGCAAAGAAAGAUCACCGAACAUUGGCUCAAAUAUUUUAUGAAAAUUUGGUGAAUGAAGUGAUUCGACCACCUCCCGCUUAUUCUCAAAACAACGCCAAUUCAGCAGAGUCCAAUAAUCUUUCCUCCGUAGAAGAAAACCAUCCCACCAAGAAUCUGUAUAGACCAUUACCUGGUAACCAAACUGAUUUCAUUUAAUCAGGAGUUGUGAUGUAGCGAAGAAACUUGUUCUGGUUGUUGUUGUUGUCGUACUGUUAUAGAUACUGCUUUUUGUACAGCUUCUGCUGCGUGCAAAGUUCUCAACUCCAA